Messenger RNA from Neoarius graeffei (lesser salmon catfish), 1184 nucleotides. RefSeq names its product dehydrogenase/reductase (SDR family) member 13b.1 (gene dhrs13b.1). The record is from RefSeq and is a predicted model, not a curated record. The coding region runs from base 27 to 980 and encodes 317 amino acids. The transcript has 5 exons. NCBI's taxonomy places the organism in Eukaryota, Metazoa, Chordata, Actinopteri, Siluriformes, Ariidae.
GGAAGCGCGCAUAAAGCACAGUAAACAUGUCCGACCUGCUCCUGCUCGUCGGAGUUUUCGCCGGCGUUUUUAUUUUAAUCCAGAAAAUGGUUUCAGGAAAGAGAUGUAAGAGUAAAGCAAAGCUGCACGGUAAAACGGUCAUCAUUACCGGCAGUAACACAGGGAUUGGAAGAGAAACAGCUGUAGAUUUGGCCCGGAGAGGAGCUCGUGUUAUUCUGGCAUGUCGCAGUAUAGUACGUGCUGAAGCAGCUCUGGCUAUCGUGAAAAGAGAGAGCCAAAGCAACAAUGUGGUGGUCAUGCAACUGGAUCUGGCCAGUCAGAAGUCUGUUCGCUCUUUUGCUGAAACUUUCCUCAAAACUGAGAAAAGGCUGGACAUUCUUAUCAACAAUGCAGGAGUUUAUAUGCAUGGCACUACAGAGGACGGUCUUGGGUUGAUGUUUGGAGUCAAUCAUAUCGGUCACUUCCUCCUGACCAAUCUCUUACUAGACAGACUCCAAGAGUGCGGGCCGAGCAGAAUUGUUACUGUAUCAUCAAUGUGUCAUAAUUUUGGGAACCUUGACUUUAACCUCCUUAGCACUCACAAGGAAUUUGGAAAAGGCAACUCUAUCAUUGAUGGCUUCAGGAUAUACAGCAACAGUAAGCUGUGCAACGUGCUGUUCACACAUGAGCUUGCAAAGAGGCUUCAAGGAACUCCGGUCACCUGUUACAGCCUCCACCCAGGUGCUAUCAAUUCUGAGUUGGCUCGCAAUCUUCAGCCAGGGUUCAAGAAAGUGUUGAAGUUCAUAGGAGCCCUGUUCUUCAAAGAUGUGGAGGCAGGCGCCCAGACCACUCUAUACUGUGCACUGCAGGAGGGCAUUGAAGGCCUGAGUGGGCAGUAUUUCUCCAACUGUGAAGUAAAGAAUGUUUCAGCCAAGGCUCAGGAUGAUGCAGUGGCGAAGAAACUCUGGGAAGUGAGCGAGAAGUUUUGCGGCCUGGCCUGAGAGAAACUCUGGACUUUAUCGUCAAAUAGAUUGUGAUCUAAUGGUUCAGAGACUUUCAUAAAUUCUGUGUGGAGUACUAGAUCCAGGAACCAAAUCUACUGUUUUGGGGCAGAUUAUCAUAUUUUUGGGAUGUUCUAAAUUUUGUGUGUGUGUGUGGGGGGGGUUUCAGCACCAGCAUAUUAAAAAGAAGAAACCUGAAUGUGA